This is a messenger RNA of Rhea pennata, 5394 nucleotides long. RefSeq names its product haloacid dehalogenase like hydrolase domain containing 5 (gene HDHD5). The record is from RefSeq and is a predicted model, not a curated record. The annotation marks the transcript as partial. NCBI's taxonomy places the organism in Eukaryota, Metazoa, Chordata, Aves, Rheiformes, Rheidae. Gene Ontology annotation, biological process: glycerophospholipid biosynthetic process. Gene Ontology annotation, cellular component: mitochondrion. The transcript is spliced from 8 exons.
GUCCGCGGCCGCGGCGGCGGCGGGGGCGGCCGGCCGCCGGCCUUCGGCUUCCUCUUCGACAUCGACGGGGUGCUGGUGCGGGGCAGCCAGGUGAUCCCCGCCGCCCGCGACGCCUUCCGCGCCCUCUCCGACGCCGGCGGGCGGCUCCGGGUGCCCGUCGUCUUCCUCACCAACGCCGGCAACUGCCUGAGGAAGGCCAAGGCCGAAGAGCUGUCACGGGCUCUGGGGCUGCAGGUGUCUCCAGAGCAGGUGAUCCUGUCCCACAGCCCCCUGCGGCUCUUCAGUCAGUUCCACCAGAAGUGUGUGCUAGUGGCGGGCCAGGGACCUGUGGAGGAGAACGCCCAGAACUUGGGGUUCAAACAUGUGGUCACCAUAGAGGCACUGAGGAAGGCAUUUCCCCUGUUGGACAUGGUGGAUCAAAGUCGGAGGCCAAAGGAGCUGCCUCCUCCAACCACUGACUUCCCCACUAUAGAAGGGGUGAUUCUGUUUGGGGAGCCGGUCAGGUGGGAGACAAGUCUACAACUUAUUAUUGAUGUACUCUUGAGCAAUGGGAACCCUGGGGCAGAGCUGGAAGAUAUACCGUAUCCUCAUCUGCCUGUUCUCGCCUGCAACAUGGAUCUUCUGUGGAUGGCUGAAGCCAAGAUGCCCAGGUUUGGCCAUGGCACUUUCCUUCUCUGCUUGGAGAACAUCUACAAGAAAGUGACAGGCCGUGAGCUGAAGUACGAGGCCUUGAUUGGCAAACCCAGCACAGUCACCUACCGCUAUGCCGAAUACCUGAUAAAACAGCAGGCUGAGAAACAAGGCUGGAAGUCUCCCAUACGACGCCUCUAUGCAAUUGGGGAUAAUCCCAUGUCCGAUAUCUAUGGGGCAAACCUCUACAACAGCUACCUCAAGUCAGCUCACCAGAACCAGGUCCAGGCUGGGGUGAAGAGGAGCCCACUGGCAGCUAGUCCCCAAACUGAGGAGAAACUUGGGCAAAGGAAGGACUGCAACAUUUCAAUGGAGAGCUGUGAGUCGAUUCUGGUCUGCACCGGGGUCUACCGCCACAAUACAGAUGUUCCCAAUAACCCAGAGGAAUGUGUGCCGGAGACUGUGUUCCACGGGCAUCGGGACUUCUGCUUUGACCCCAGCCUGGUGGAGGCAUCUUACGUAGUACCGGAUGUAAAUGACGCUGUGCAACUUGCUUUCAAGAAGGAAAACUGGAGCUAGGGAUAAGACAGGUGUGCCGCAAAGAUCUACAGUCAGGGGUUUCCAGUAGUGGAAAGGGGAGAGGGGGAGAACAGGGAAAGACCUGGAGUGAUCUAGUCUAGCCAACAUGAAAGAAAACUCCUUUAAACACCCCUUGUUUGUACUGAUACUCUUCUGCAAUCCUGACAGCUGCCAGCAGGCUUUCAACUGUGAACUUAACGUUGCUACAAUCACAAAUUGAACCAUAAUGGGAAUUAUGGGAUAUAAUGAGAAGGCCUGUCCCAGCAGUCCAGUUUUGUUCUGCCGGGGUUCCUUCUCUUGCACCCUUUGUGCACAGGAAUCAGACGAGCCUACUCUCCUCUUUGCAAUGUAUUUGAGGAUGAAGCUCUUCCCUGAGCAAAGAGGCACCAUCAGCCAACAUACCAUACGUACAAUGUACCAUUCGUCCAGUUUGUGAUGUGAGCAGCCCAGAAGCUCUGCUAUGGUGGCACUCUGCCAAGGGAAGGCUUUAACUCUUUACACUCUCCUUCAGUGAAUAAGUGCCUAUGGACUUAAAAAAAAUUCUACUUGCUUGGGGAUUUGGCACUGUGUCACUGUCAGUCUGAAACAAAAUCCCAUUUUGUAGCCCUCCAGCAGUUAAGGUGGGGGCAGGCCCCCUGAAAGGAAGCAGCAGUUGCCAGAGCAGUUUGCUGCAGGGCCAAGGGAAAAGUUGUAUUAUUCCCUCCCCACUAUUUAGCAUUCUGUGAGUACUUCUGCCUUUUGCAGCCAGCCUUAGGAUUCAGCAGCUGGCUCUCAAUAGCAGAGGGAAACACCUCAGUGUCUGGAUUUCCAGAGGUGUCUUUGCCCAGAACUCAGCAUUGCAGCAAGAGGCUGUUCCUGUGACCAGCCUGGCCCCAGCUGUUGCAAAGGGCAGCCCCCUGCUCCGGUUGGCCCAGUUUCCACAGGGAGGCCGCUGAGAACGAGGGCUGGCUAGCACGAGUUGCAGCUCACCUUUGCUUCUUCCUUGUACUUAGGGGUCGAAAGAGCCAGGAUCGUACCCAAGCCCCAACCCCCAGUCUUGAUCUAUAGGAGCUCAAGUCAGUCUGUCCUUUGCUGCCAUCUUUCCUCUCACCCCCAUGUGGUUUGCAUCUCAGGGAUAUCCCAUAUGGUCUGAUACUUUCCCCAAUAGGGUCUCUGUUCCCUCUCCUUCCUGCAGCCUGGAGGUGGAACCUACUAACGUGCAUUAGUUGCUGGGGUCUUGCUGCCCAGGACUAUAUUCAUACCCCUAACAGCAUAUGCCUUCUGUUGCCUCUCUUUCCCUAGUGCCGACUAGUCAGAGAAAGUUCACAGCUUGUGUCUCCUUAGUCCUAAAAAGUUAAGUAAACAUUACUUGAGAAUCUUUAUGUGAAAGAUUGGCUCAGGAAGGGAUUUCUUAAUUGCAGACGAGCAUCAUGAUUUUAAAAACAUAAGCCAAUCUGCGUAAGCAACAGAAAGCCUUUGGAGCCAAUACACUGAAUCAUAUUCGUAGUUAUACCCUACUUGCCCCUUUUAGAGAUUAAAAUUCAGUCUGAGGUGCCUCCAUUUCCCUCCUUCCCAUUUUACCAGGCAGCUGCAUAUACAGGGUACAAACAAGAUAAUACUGCACAGAAGUCUGUGGUGUUCUCAAUUAAAAUCUCAGCAUCCACACGCACAGACAUUCUGUGUCGGCAGCUCUCUCUGUUCCUCUUCCAGUACUGCUGUAUCUUGCUAGGAAGGUCACACUGCAGAGGGGGCUCUUUGCUUACAUUAUGCCAGGUUCUGUGCCCUGAGGGGGCUGGUGCUCUGUCAGUGACCGAGACAAAGAGUUCCUUCUCUGUUCCCUAACAGGGCAAGUUCUUUCUCUCCCUUAUAUUCCGAACAGAAGCAGAAAAAUACUUCUGGGUGCACUCCCCUCCUAUGAAAUCUGUAAUGGGAAGCAGUCUCUUCCUCACUUAGCACUAGUUGGGGCUCUUCUUUGUCUCAUCAGGACAAAAAUCACUUGGCUGCUUCUAAGAGAAGCUGUGAUGUGAGGAACACAGUCUUAAAUUUUAAUUCUUUGUCUUUCACUGGAGAGAAAAAGAAAUGAUUGUUUAACCUGCUUGUACAAAAGCUCAUUUCCAGUUCCCAGAAGAAUAAGUACAGAGGUUGACUUUGUGUUUAACAUGGAGAAGGUCUUUUAACUUUCAGAGCAUCUCCAGAGUCAGAAAUGUGCUCUAGACCCAGUGUGCGAGGCCUGAUAUUGGAGCCCCAAAUCCCAUUUAUUCUUAGACUCACUCUGGUGUCUCUCAACCUCACUUCCACAGGUGACAUCCAGCAGCAGGAAGAGGAAUGCUCCUUUUCUGAGCAAUAUCUGCUAGCUUUGGUGAUUAGCUGGUGACUUCAUUAGGAUUAACUGGAAACUGUCUUCUAGGCCAUAGGCAACAGGGAGCCUCGCUGCUGGCCAUGCCUUCCAUUUGGGUAGGUACUUAUCUGCAGAAAUACUAAGGUUUGUCCAUCUGUGUGUGCAGUGGCCUUUGGUAGAGCUCUUUCUUGUGAUGUGUUAAGAUCAUGGUGCCCGUUGCUCAAAGACAGGAUGCUGCUGAGACAGUGUUCCCAGGGGCUGCAGUGCUGUCAAACCCUCUGUCCUGAGUUGAGUCAGGCGCUCUGGCUGCCAUUUCUGAUAACUGUGGUAGCUUUGUGGAAGGAAUGUGCAGAGAAAUUUUGAGAGAUCGCAGGCGGUUUUGUAAUUUCAUAUCAACAUGCACAGCCCACCUCAGCCAGAAGUGAGGUAAGUAGCAAGGAGGAGAUAGGGCCUCCUCCAAAAAGGGAACAGUUUUGCAUUUGCAUGGAGAAUGAGCCAGGCAGCUCCAUCUCUAGAACAGUAGUGAAGAUGAACUGACUGACGUGAAUCUGCUUUGGAUUCCAAAUCUGCUUUUAGCUUCAGUUUUGGUGGGGUAGGAGGAGGUUAGCAUGUUAGAGUUGAAACAGUGCUCUGGGAGUCUUUAAAAUGCAUAGGAGGAGCUUUAGUGAUUAAAGAAGCUUCACUUUUAAGUUGAAUCUGGGGAGAAGGGAGAAGAAAGCUAGAAGAAUUUCCUAUCCUUUCCCCUAUUCUUGCCAAGUAAUGCUGCAUGCAGGGCUCUGCUCGGUCUGUGCAUUGAUAAGUCAAAUGAGCUACCCUUGGUCUGAGCCACAAAGAGAACUUGUCCCUCUUCCUCUGCUCAGCUCCUUGAAACAGUGCACUUUGUCUGAGUCACUUCCAAGGAACUGUGUGGGCACAGUGAGUGGAGUAGGAAUUUGGGAUCUCCAGCUGCUGAUACUGACCUGGUUAUAGAAGAUUUCUACAAUGAGAAGCACUUGCCAGAUACCUGUUCCAUGAGUUUUGUGGUAGAACACUGUGCAGGCUGCUGGCUGAUCUGCAGAUCUGUAUCUAUCUGUGGAUGGGUGCCUGUUAAUAAUAGAAUUUGAUAAAGUCCUUCCUCUUGCUUUGUUUUCUGGAAUUAGCUUUAAGUGUGGCUGGAACAUAACCCUUCCUUUGGCUCACGUAUUACACAGAUGUGGUAUUUUAGAUACCAUAUUUCUGUUUUCCAGUAAGCAUACUUCUAUGCACAUUAUUGAACAUAGUAAUCAGGAGAGAGGAUUUCACUUGCCAAUGUAAUCCUGUAACAUUUUUUUAUAUGGUGCAUUUCCCUGUUGCAACAAAUGCUAUGAAGACCUGAUCCUAACAGCUCUGUGUGCUGCAGAUGGAUGAGUUUUGGUCAAGCCCUAAAGGAGCAAGUAGUGAGGUGAGGCAACCGAGAACAGCACAGAGUAACUGCAGGAUGGAUAAGUUAUUUUGGACCUGAAGCAGAGCUUCUAUGUCUUGCAAUAAAGGACAAAAUGUGGUUUUGAAAAGGGUGGCCAGAGAAGAUGAUUCCCUUAUUCUACAGGACACAAACAGCUUGUAGCCUGCCAUUCAGGGAGUGGUGUAACACUACUGUGCCCUUUCUUCCAAUCCUAUUGCUGGUAUGUCUUUUUUAUCUGAUAAAUGGGUAAUUUGGGUUUCAGAUUAUAUCUUGUGCAUUGUAACAGGGUGAUCAUGUAUCGUAGAUAGAAAUCACAAGCUCUGAUAUUUCUAGCUUUCGUGUUAAGUUCUACCCAGUUCCAGAGCUGCUCCUUUGAACUAGCACGUAUGAAAAAAAUAACAAAAGAGGAUUUCUGUGAAAUAAAUUUUAACAUGCUGUGUGUACUGUA